GGUAAACGAUGACAUAAGUGAAUUUUGUAGGUCGAUGUGUCGGGCGUGCUUGAAUGAAUGUCGGUAAUCGACAUUCAGUCAGUGGCUCACUUGGCUCAGUGCUCGUUGCCUUGCCAUGCAGCCACAACGCGCGAGCUAGCUGUCAAAAACAUCGUUCCAUUUACAAAAAAUCUCGUGAAAACCCGCCCAAAAAUUAAAAAUAUAAACUUUACUUUUAAAUUUUAUUAUUUUUUAAUAACCAGAGUGCAUUUACGGAGCUAGCUAUGUUUAUUUUGAUAAUAUUAGCUUUAGUGGGAGUUUUGGCGUUGUGCGUUAUUCUUAUUGAUUCCUUAUGGAGUUUCCUGGAGCUGGUGUCUUCAUACCUGAUGCCGUACUUCCUGCCGGCUGAGGAGCAGUCCUUGGCCAAGCGCUUCGGACCUUGGGCUGCGGUGACAGGCAGCACAGACGGCAUCGGUAAGCAGUAUGCUGCGGAGCUGGCGCGGCGUGGACUCAACAUCGUGCUCAUCAGCCGCAACCCGGAUAAGCUGCGCGCAGUCGCACAAGAGAUCGAGAAGGAGCACAAAGUGAAGACGCGGGUGGUGGUGGCAGACUUCAGCCAGGGCCCGGCGGUGUACCCUCACAUCGAGGAGCAGCUACGGGACUUGCCACUCGGGAUCCUCGUGAACAAUGUAGGAGUCCAAUACGAGUACCCGAUGCCUCUGUGCGAGGUGCCGACCGCGAAGGCGUGGGAGCUCAUCAACGUGAACAUUGGUGCUGUGACGCUGCUCACCCGGUUAUUGCUACCGGGCAUGGUGCAGCGUGGACGCGGUGCUGUUGUUAACGUGUCCUCAGGUUCAGAGCUCCAGCCUCUGGCACUGAUGGCUGUGUACGCUUCUACUAAGGCGUACGUGCGAAACUUCACUCUAGCCAUCCGCGAGGAGUACUCCUCAAAGGGCAUCCAUGUGCAACACGUGGCACCGCUGUUCGUGUCGACGAAGAUCAACGCGUUCUCGCAGCGGCUGCUGGACGGCAACCUGCUGGUGCCCGACGCGGCGACGUACGCUCGUCACGCGGUCGCCGCACUGGGACGCGUGCAUAAUACUUCGGGGUACUGGCUGCAUGGAAUACAGACAUUCUUCAUAAAACUGGCUCCGGAGUGGAUCAGGAUCAAGAUCGGAGCCAACCUCAACCAGCAGUUCCGACAAGAGUAUCUGGAGAACCAGAAAUUAAAAGCAAACUAGAAGUAACUCCAGGAGAGACUGGAGUGGAAAUAUCAACUAUACAGUUUUCGCCAACUUGAAGAAGGGAUGAUAUGGAAGGAUCGAAGAUUCAUAAAGUGAUUUAGUUUUUAAACUUUUUAAGCCAUUUAUUAAAUAAUUUACAGUUUA
Pectinophora gossypiella (pink bollworm) is the source of this 1367-nucleotide messenger RNA. RefSeq names its product inactive hydroxysteroid dehydrogenase-like protein 1. Gene Ontology annotation, cellular component: endoplasmic reticulum. The coding region runs from base 264 to 1220 and encodes 318 amino acids. Lineage: Eukaryota; Metazoa; Arthropoda; Insecta; Lepidoptera; Gelechiidae. Gene Ontology annotation, molecular function: oxidoreductase activity. The record is from RefSeq and is a predicted model, not a curated record. The transcript has 6 exons.